Messenger RNA from Helianthus annuus (common sunflower), 2458 nucleotides. RefSeq names its product protein ASPARTIC PROTEASE IN GUARD CELL 2. Gene Ontology annotation, molecular function: aspartic-type endopeptidase activity. Gene Ontology annotation, biological process: proteolysis. The record is from RefSeq and is a predicted model, not a curated record. The transcript is spliced from 12 exons. Bases 263 to 2230 code for a protein of 655 amino acids. NCBI's taxonomy places the organism in Eukaryota, Viridiplantae, Streptophyta, Magnoliopsida, Asterales, Asteraceae.
UAAAAAAAAUGAAGUCAUGAGGCGAGUAGCAGCAGAAAAUAAGGCUUUGUUUUGCCUCUUUACCUUCCAGAUCCGGUGAUCAACGUCAUCUCACCUGAUUAUUAUUCAAACCAGAACGAAAACAACCUCUUCUACCGCAAAAAAAACCGUCACUCACCGUCGCCAAUAAUUUAAUCACAACACAAAAAUUUACAAUUUUUUUAUAAAACACUUCACAAUCGUAAGGUCAAAUUCCUUUUAUCAUCCUCAAUCAUCAACCAUUAUGUCACAAUUCACCACAUCAUCACCGUCACCCACUACCGGUAGCCUGAUGUUAUCAAUUUUUAUGCUGUUCAGUAAUCUGUUAUUUGUUUAUGCGAUCGUCGAUGAUCCAACGGCUGUUAUUCUUCUUCCUCCACAUGCCGGUAGCAAUCGCCACACAAUGUUUCUACCUCUUUUUCAUUCAAACCCUAACUCUACUCGUGUCUCGUACGGAAAAUCUCGUCGUCACCUCCAGAAAUUGGAUACUCAUCGAUCUAACGCGCGGAUGGCUCUGCAUGAUGAUCUUCUAUCCAACGGGUAUUACACGACGAGGCUGUGGAUCGGAUCCCCGCCGCAUAAGUUUGCUCUUAUAGUUGACACGGGGAGUACGGUUACGUAUGUUCCGUGCUCUACUUGUGAACAAUGUGGCAAGCAUCAGGACCCAAGGUUUGAUCCAGAUUCAUCCAGCACGUAUGAGCCUAUGAAAUGCAAUAAUGAAUGCACAUGUGACAAUGCCAAGAAGCAAUGCAUUUACGAAAGGCAAUAUGCUGAAAUGAGUUCCAGCAGUGGUGUCCUUGGUAAAGAUAUUAUAUCAUUUGGCAACCAAAGUGAACUUUCACCUCAACGGGCCACUUUUGGCUGUGAAAAGUUGGAAACUGGUGAUCUGUACACUCAACGUGCUGAUGGAAUAAUGGGUUUGGGCCGUGGUGAUUUAAGUCUAGUUGACCAACUUGUUGACCAAGGUGUAAUAAGUGAUUCGUUUUCUUUAUGUUAUGGUGGAAUGGAUACCGGUGGUGGUGCCAUGAUUCUUGGUGGUAUUUCUCCCCCCUCCGGGACCGUGUUUGCCUACUCAGACCCUGUACGCAGCCCAUAUUACAAUAUUGAGCUGAAGGAGUUACAUGUUGCUGGGAAGCGGUUGCCUUUAAGUCCUAGCGUAUUUGACGGAAAGCAUGGAACGGUGCUCGACAGUGGAACAACAUAUGCAUACCUACCAGAAGCUGCUUUUCUUGCUUUUAAGGAUGCUAUCAUUAAAGAACUACAUUCUUUCAAAAAGAUCAGAGGUCCUGAUCCAAGUUAUAACGACAUUUGCUUCUCUGGUGUUGGAAGUGAUGUCUCAAAACUCUCGGAAACAUUUCCGUCAGUUGAAAUGGUUUUCGGGAAAGGACAUAAGCUGUCACUAUCCCCUGAGAACUACUUGUUUAGGCACUCAAAGGUGCGUGGUGCUUAUUGCCUGGGGAUUUUUCAGAAUGGAAAGGAUCCGACAACUCUUUUAGGAGCCAUUAUCGUCCGCAAUACUUUUGUUACAUAUGACCGUGAACAUGCCAAGAUUGGGUUUUGGAAAACCAAUUGUUCUGAUCUUUGGGCAAGACUUCAUGAUUCUGAUGUGUCCCCUUCCGCACCAGAUAACUCACAUUUAAGUCCAGAUGUGUCUCCGUCUUCAGCUCCAACAGUGAGCCCGUAUCAUAUUUCUCCAGGGUCUAAAGUUGGAAGCAUAAUAUUUUACAUGUCGUUGAAUGUUAAAUACUAUAAGUUGGAACCCCACAUCGUAGAACUUACUCAUUUAAUUGCGAUGGAGUUAAAUGUUGACAGUUCACAGGUUAACUUAUUGGAUUUUACAGCCGAGGCAAAUGGUUCUCUUACAAUAUGGUCCAUCACCCCGCCGAAACCUGCUGAAUAUAUGUCCAAAGCAGCCGCAUCUAAUAUUAUUGCUCGAAUAGCUGAAGAUGAGAUACACCUUCCUAAAAUCUUUGGAAAACAUCGUAUAUCCAAUUGGUAUAUUGUAUCCGAUCCAAAUAGACCAUGGUGGCAAAAUCACAAGGUUAUGGUCGUAAUAUUCGUUCUGCUUUUAGUUUUUGGAUUUUCGGGUUUUGUGGUAUGGUGGCUACAGAGAUACAAACGCCAAGUUAGCAUUCCUUACAAGCCUGUAGAUUCAGCUGUGCCUGAACAAGAACUUCAACCUUUCGGAUUUCAAACAAAUUACACGGCGUGAAAUCUUGACAUGUGGCCUUGGAUGGAUGGAUGGAUUAACAGGAUCAUUGCCAACAAGGUGGUGAUUAAAGUUUCGCUUAUUGAUACUGAUUACAUAUACCAAAACUCAAUCAUGUCUUGUUAUAAAUUUCUUAUAAUUAGUGUAUAAGUACAUGCUUGAAUUAUUAAUAUGUGGAUAGCUUCAUAGUUUAAAAGAUGAAGUAAAAUAAUUCACAGGCUUUUCUUUCUU